This is a messenger RNA of Eimeria acervulina, 765 nucleotides long. Its product is annotated as eukaryotic translation initiation factor 3 subunit 11, putative. Bases 1 to 765 code for a protein of 254 amino acids. Gene Ontology annotation, cellular component: eukaryotic translation initiation factor 3 complex; cytoplasm. The record is from RefSeq and is a predicted model, not a curated record. Gene Ontology annotation, biological process: regulation of translational initiation. NCBI's taxonomy places the organism in Eukaryota, Apicomplexa, Conoidasida, Eucoccidiorida, Eimeriidae. Gene Ontology annotation, molecular function: ribosome binding; translation initiation factor activity. The transcript has 2 exons.
AUGGCGGAGCCAUCGGUGAGCGUCGAUCAGUUUACGGUGGAAGAUUUGUUGAAUAUUCAUCAAAUGAUAUAUUUGCCGAGUACUUUAGACUUAUUAAUAAGUCAUCUUGAGAAGGGAAUUGCUCAAGGGGGCGCCUCUCCUGAUCUAUGUUCUGCUGUCUUGAGGCUUUACUUGCUCUACCCCCAGUGUGCAAAUGCAGAAGUAGUAAGAAAGAUUCUCGUUCAAAAUAUCGUUGCUCUACCAGAAAAUCAAUUCGGAUAUUAUGCAUGCAUUUCUCCUUCUCAUUUCCCUGCCCCAGAAGACGAGAAACGCGUUCAAGACAUACUUACCUUGCAGGAGCACAUUGAAGCCUGCAACUUCAGAGCAGCGUGGAGUAUGCUGCGGGAGCCAGAUAUGUCUGAUGUGCUGCACACCCCCGGAGUAGUCGAUGCGUUGCGUCGGUAUAUAUGCGAAGUGCUGCAGCUAACAUUUUCUACGAUAUCUCUUGGAGAUUUCUGUCUGAUGUUGAACUUGAACAGCAGCAGCAGCAGCAGCAGCAGCAGCAACGCUUCUGCUGCUGUUGAUGAGAAGGUGGAGAAGCUUAUUAAAGCUAGAGGCUGGAGCAUUGAAGAAGGCAUAUCCGGAGGCAAAGUAGUAAGAAUUACGCCGAGAGAUGCAGACUCUCCAAAGGCAGUUGCAACUCGCGCUUCUGUUGCACACAAAACCGUAGAAAAAUAUCUCUCUCCUGAAGGCCUUCAGCAGUGUCUUUCCCUGCUGCAGUGCUAA